AUGGCCAGACAUCUGUCGAAGGAGUCCCGCGCCGACAUCCUCAGGCUGCGCGCGCAGGGCCUGACGUACAAAGAAAUCGCCGAGCGCAAGGGCAUCACGCACCGCCAGGUCCAGUGGACGUGCGAGUCUGGCGAUCCGACGCCCAAGCGACGCAGCGGACGGCCGUCGCAGCUGUCGCGGGCGCAGGUCAACCGGCUGAUCGAGUAUGUGUGCGCGUCGCCCGAGAACCGCCAGCGCUCGUAUCUUGAGCUCGCGACCGUGCUGCAGCUGGGCGUCGGCCAGUUCGCCGUUCGCAAUGCGCUGUACAACGCAGGUUUUCGUCGUCGAGCGGCCAGGGAGGGUCGGCGCGAGCUUCACCGUGUUGAUAGCGAUGCUGGUAUUGGUGUUGGUGCUGGUGUUGACGUUGGUGGUGAUGUUGUGAUAUCAAAUACCGAGAUGUCAACUACAACCGCAACAACAGCUACAAUUACAACUACGACAGAGACAGCGACUACGCAGGUAGAGACAGCUGCAAGGGCUGAACCAGAGUUUAUUAAUGGCCCUUAA
Messenger RNA from Nannizzia gypsea CBS 118893, 546 nucleotides. RefSeq lists its product as hypothetical. The transcript has a single exon. Lineage: Eukaryota; Fungi; Ascomycota; Eurotiomycetes; Onygenales; Arthrodermataceae. The record is from RefSeq and is a predicted model, not a curated record. The coding region runs from base 1 to 546 and encodes 181 amino acids.